AUGCACUAUGAUUUCUUCUUGACAAACAUAAAGAAUCUUACCGAAAUAAAGAUGUAUGAUUUAACAGAAUAUGAAGGCUUAACGAUGUCAGAUGUUAAGAAAGGCAAACCAAAAAAGAGACCAUAUAGAGAUGAAAGCACACUGACAGAAAGACAGAAAAGAUUAUUGAACAGACUUAAACAAACAGGAGAUAAACAAGAUAUAGAUGACUUCUGGAAUGAAAUCCUUGGUGAAAAGAAGUUUUAUAAGAAGAGAAGCGGUCAGUUCUGGAAGUAUCUUUGCACAUUACCUAUAAAUCUUGAACGCUACCAAAUUUUCAAUGAAUUGAACAAAAGAACUGCAACACUUAUGACAGAAGACAAUUGUUUCGUUUAUGCUUGCAUUCAGGCUGGAGUAGAUGGAGAGACUAUUGACCACAUGAGAGAAGUCAUUCGUGUUAGAGACUUUCCUCAAAGUAAAGUACAAGAAAUUUCUGACGCAACAGGUAUAGCAUUUAAUGUUACCAUUGGUUACUUCAAUGACUCAAGACAUAAUGAAAUAAAGAGAUAUAUACCGAAAGAAUGUGAAACUGUUAGAACUAUUGACUUACUUCUUGUUGAAGACCACUACAUGCUAAACGAAAGAUUACCAAUGACAACAUAUUUCAUUCGCAACUAUAUAGAAAUCUUGAAGGAGUGUGGUGGAAUGAACAAUGAGAAACAGAUGAAGAUUUAUACAAAGAGAGAAGAUAAAUAUGUAGUUCGCAUGGAUAGAACAACACCGUUAUGGGAUGUUAUGAAAACAUUGUGGGAGUGCAAAUAUUUCGAACCUAUUUCUUAUGGAGAACUUUUCACAUAUACUACUGACUUAUAUAAACAGAACCUUGCACCAUUUAAAGAUUUGACAUAUGCUCCAAAGUAUUGUGUACAACUGAAGAAGAAAGCCGAGUCAAAAGAAGUAAAUAAAAAUAAGUGCAAGUUCAUUCCUGAGCACGUUUUCUUUGCUGACUUUGAGUGUAGUACAGACGGCUUUCAUAAAGCUUUUAACAUAUGUUACGACAGUGAAGAUGGUUCAGUGAGUGAAAGCAUUUGGGGUCAGAACUGUGCAACAGAAUUUUUGGAACGACUUCCUGACAAGAGUUUAAUAUAUUUCCAUAACCUCAGUUAUGAUAUAAACUUCAUCUUAAGACACAUGACAGAA
Trichomonas vaginalis G3 is the source of this 1179-nucleotide messenger RNA. Its product is annotated as organellar and viral DNA polymerase type B. The transcript has a single exon. The record is from RefSeq and is a predicted model, not a curated record. The annotation marks the transcript as partial. Gene Ontology annotation, molecular function: nucleic acid binding. Lineage: Eukaryota; Parabasalia; Trichomonadida; Trichomonadidae.